Molecule: messenger RNA, 624 nt
Organism: Mucor mucedo
Lineage: Eukaryota; Fungi; Mucoromycota; Mucoromycetes; Mucorales; Mucoraceae
Exons: 1
Coding region: 1-624 (207 amino acids)
Source: RefSeq, a predicted model, not a curated record
AUGGUUGGAAUAGAUAAGGGUUGUUGCUGUAGCACGAGACCGCAGGCUGGAUCUUUACAGUUGAAAAGUAACAUACUUUUCCAUCAUCCUGAACUUGAUUACCAAAUUAUGGUACGUCAAGCUGCUUCUAUUGUCAAGCAAGCACUGACGCCGGGUUCUGUUUUGUUUUUGUUCCCCGCUUCACUUUUUAAGCAUCGGACAGAAGCUUAUGAACUCAUCGAAGCUCAAUGUGGUGCUGUCCAAGGAUUUCGUCCUAUUAGCAAUUAUGGUACUCGCUCUGCUGGUGAAAUCAUGGUUGAAGUUAAAUUUGUAAUGCCAAGAAGCACUACAAAGGCAAUAACUCACGGUGUUAGUCACAAGAACUUGUUGUUUAAAGGCUCUCCUUCUGUUCCUAGUGGCAACAAUACACUUGUGCAUGUCAAGAUGACUCUUUUGCGAAUUCCAGACAAGGAUACGUUUCUGGCGGAUCUCAAAAGAUCUCUGCGUUAUUACGGUGAAGUGUACCAGAUGAAACAGUACACUUGCGGUGGGUAUUUUGAAGGUGAGCUGUCGGUUAUCCUUGAUAUCUCGGUUGGCUAUACUGAUGCUUCUGGGGACACACCGCAGAAUUACGGUGAAGGUUAA